This is a messenger RNA of Plasmodium coatneyi, 4680 nucleotides long. RefSeq names its product SICA antigen. The transcript has 11 exons. The coding region runs from base 1 to 4680 and encodes 1559 amino acids. Lineage: Eukaryota; Apicomplexa; Aconoidasida; Haemosporida; Plasmodiidae. The record is from RefSeq and is a predicted model, not a curated record.
AUGAACGAGAACGGGCAGAAGAUAAAGACGGACGACGAGAAAGAAGUGUGCACCUUUCUUGUUAAGAAUUUGCUAAAAAUAAGAGGAGGUGGGAUCAAACCAUGUGGAAACGGAACUGCUAAUGAGCUAAUUGAGGAUUAUGUGUAUUGCACAAUAAUUAAUUUAUGGGCAGCUACGUAUCUAACUAAACAUUGCAAUAAGAAGGAUGUUAUACAUAAUAUAUUUGAUGGAAUGAAGAGUACGGGCGCAGAACUUAAGGGGCAGGGUAAAUGUAAAGUAUGCGAAUAUAAAGAGUUGAAGCGUAUGAAAAUAGUGGAUGAUAAGCUCAGUGUGCUGCGAAAUAUUUUUAAACUUAUGAAUGCAAAUAACGACGUUAUGAAAUUAAUACAUAAAAACCCGACACCGGAGAAAGAGUGUAAAGAACAGAAGGAUGCUGCAUCAGAAUUAGUAGCAGGUCUUUUGCAUAACAAUGGUUCAAUGACAACAACAACCACAGGGCAUGAACAACAAACAAAACAAGGCAGUGCAGAAGCUGCAGCAAACAAUGAAGCUAGCCAAGCUCCUGGAAGUGGGACGAGAGACCUUGUAUAUACUCUCAAAAGCGACACAAUGACAGUACAGUCUGUUCCAACUGCUACAGGUAGUGGCUGCAACCAGAAUGAAUUAUGUCAACGCACCAAUUGUGUAACAAGGAAAUGGUUUGAAAUCAGAAAGAGCGGUAGUUCCAAACAAACCUGGUGUAACUUUUGGAAUCAUGACGUCAUGAAAGAAUUGGGACGAUUGUCUAAGGCUAUGACUAAUAAUACUGGGGACACUAAUAAUCUAUGCGAAAAAGUUAAUAGAGAAGGGAAGGUCGCGACAGAUGCAGAAAAAACGGCUUGCCAAUAUAUUACGAAAGGUUUAAAGCAUAUAUACGAAGUUCAGGUGGAUUCGAAGAAUCCAAAGCCAGAUCAAGCGAGGAGUAAUAGACCAUUUUAUCAAACUAUGUCAUGCCUAUUCCUUAACGCCUAUGCUGAUAGAUUGAAAGAAAAGAAUCCUACUUGUAUCACGGAAUAUACUAUAAGGAAGGUAUUUGAAAUUGGAAAUGCAAAGAUGAGUGCAUGGUGUGUGGAUACUAAUGGUCAGAAGAAUGAUUGUGUUGAGUGCAAAAGGGAAGAAAACUAUGCAAACUGCACACUGAACGUGAAGCAAGACCUAUGGACUACGAAUGAAAGUUGCACAAAUGGAAGGAAUAAUAUGAAGGAAGAAGUGGAUGAACUCCUCGAGAAGGAUCCCCAAAUACAACAAUCUCUAACUACCACAAAUAAUAACUUCUGUACACGUAUACAGUGCGUAGCAGAGAAGUGGAGGUGGCACAGGGAGAAAAAGGGAAAUGAAUACUCAGACUGGCACAGUACAUUCUGGGAUGCCGAUGUCAAGAAGAGAUUGAAAGAACUGUCUGAUGCUAUGACUAAUAAUGGAAAAACCGAUGAUCUGUGUGAAAACAUUACAGUUACAGAUGGUUCAUCUGUAGAAGCAAAUAAAAAAGCAUGUAAUUAUAUUGUUAAAGGAUUACAAUAUAUAUAUAACAUUCAAAAGGGGACUGACGGCCGGGAUCAAGAGAUGAUUGAGGACAACCAAAUAUUCCAUCGAACUGCGUCAUGCCUCCUUCUAAAUGCAUACGCAGAUAAAUUGAAAGAACUAGCCAAGGAUAAAUCUCGAUGUGAGUUAGAAAAAGGCAUAGAACAUGCCUUCACUAGGAGUGCGGAAGUUAAGAAGGAUGUAUCUUCAUGUGAUAAUGAUAAUAACUGUAAAUUGUGUGAAAGAUAUGAGAACUAUGGAAAAUGUGAAAUAAACAAUGAACAGAUAAAAGACAGGGUGAAUAAAUUGCUCAAGGAGAAGGAGCACGAAAUACAACAAACUCUAACUAGCAUAUGUCCAGACCCACCUGUUCCACCCGCCAAACCCGAAUACCAAUUAACAAGUAAUGUUGAUUGUAACGCUGAUAGUGAUAGGGCAUGUUUGGAUAAGAAGGUCGAAAAUUUUUUCCAAUCCCGAUGGACCCUCUUUUCCUUCUUCUUCCUCCUCCCACAUCUUAUGAAGAAAUAUUUCAUGGAAAAUGGAACAUGUAUUCCACUCCAUGUAGAAAGUGGUGAUAGUGGAAGGAAGAAAACAACGAGCGGUCAAGUGUAUAGUUUAUUCGAUGAAUUUUCUAGUGAAAUAGAUGAAGAGGAUAAUACGAGCAGUUUUGGGGCUGUCUGUGAUGAUAUUGCAGAACGUUCUGCUAAACAGGGGAAGAACUUUCCUACAUGUUUCUGUAAGAUUCUUAUAAAAAACUUAGUUAAAGUAACAAACAACAAGAGCACAUACACCUAUAAUGGAACAACGUGGAAUGUCAGUGAUAUUGAUAUUAAUGCGCGAUGUGAUCUUUUAAACUUAUGGUUAUUAUUAUAUGGGCCAAGGUAUAAGGUAACGGAGGACAAUAUUAAAUAUGCAUUUCAUGCAAUAUCUAAUUUGAAACAACUAUAUGGGCAAAAUGAAUAUGAGGAAUGUAUACAUAAAGGUAAUUUUUCAGUGAACGAAGCGGAGGAUGGUGCUCGUUACAAGGACAUUUAUAGUUGGUUCAUGAAUGAGCGCAUUAAAACCAAAAUGUGGAAAAUAAGUGACGGGUCUGCAUGCAAUACAAGGAGUAGGGCGGAUGAUCGGAAGGGUAAAUUUCCAAAGAAGGAACUAGAAAAAAUAAGUACAAAGUUGGAAACCAAAGCAGAGGCGGUUGUUAGAGAAAUAAAGAAAGCGCAGGAUAUACUUCUAAAACUAAUGGAUUGUAAGGAUACAGAAAUUCUAGACGAGGAAAAAGAUGAAUGGGCGGAAGUAUUUACGAUGUUUAACAAUAUUCCAAAUAAUACGGAUGAUAUGGAUGAAUUUGAUAAAGUGAAGACUUUGUGCCUUUGGUGUGAGGGAGAAGACAGUCAAGGUGGACUAGAAAAGAAAAUAUGUAAGGACUUCUGUGAAACACUUGUGAGGAAUUUAUUAUACGUGGGGAAGAGUAGAUAUGAAUGUGAGCAACAGAAAAGCACAGGUGGAAAGAAGAAGGCAUGUGUUGGAAAGUGUGACUUAUUAAACAUAUGGUUAUUAGGAAUAAGUGGUGACUGUAUACCAGUGGAUGUUAUUAAACAUAUUUUCCAAGUGGUGGAAGAGUUGGAAAAGGAAUUUGAUUCAAGGAAAAAAGGAACAGGAUGUGUCUAUAACAGAAUUAGUGAUUUAUAUAGGUGUGGGGAGGAAAUGUUAAGCAAAAUUCAGACGUGGAUGAAGGAUGGUCAAAGGAGAAAACAGUUUGGCCUUAGUCCUAAUGAACGAUGGUGCAAAGGGCAAAGAACAAGUAUUAAUUGGACAAAAGAGAAAUUAGAAAAAUAUAAAAGCAAGAAGCCGUUAAGUAGCGAAGGGGAUGAUUAUUUUAGGAAUGUACAGAAUAUAACAGAGGACAAAAAAGAUGUAGUAGAUAGAAUACUGAAUCACAACCAGCAGCUCCAGGUGGACAAUUACAUCCUAAACCUGCACCUUCCCCAAAGAAAGAUGAGAAACCUGACCAGAAAGAAAAAACAAUUGAGACAGGUAAGAAAGGGAAUGAUGCUAAUGAAUCUGACCUUCCACCUGAUCAAAUUGAUCUUCCUUUGGAUGAUGUACUACCUGCAGGCACUCCUAGUCCGUAUGAUAAGGAAGAUAAGCAAUAUGACAAAGGUCCCACGCUUCCUCCAGAUCAGAAUCCCCAAACACCAAGCACAGGAACCGACACCCCAAAUCCAUCACAUACUUCUUCCCCAAGUGGUCAACCUGCACCUGCUGCAGGAGAAGCAAUCCUUGGCAAUAGUGAUCCAAAUGGUGUUUCUCAGAAACCAAUUGAUGGUGGUGUUCAGGAUGGUGGAACAGUUGACCAAAGUGGUAGCGGUGGUGGUGGUACUGGUAGUAGUCCAACUCAUCCUCAAAGUGGUAGUUCUGGUGCUGGUGUACUGGGUGGUUUGGUACCUGGUGCCGGUGGUGUUGUACCAGGUGUUCCAAGUCCAGGUGCCGGCCCCAGUGCUGAUACUCAACCAACAAAUAAGGAUGAUAUUGACCCUAAUCAGAGUGUAUCCAAGGGUCAACCAGGUGACCCAGAAACCGGAACCCUUUCACCAUCACCACCAGUACUACCACGAGUACCAUCAUCAUCAACAACAGCACAAACAUUACCAAAAGCUAAAGCAGCAUCAUAUUCACCAGGACCUCCAGGAGGCGAUUCACCUUCCCUCCCAUACCUUCCUUUCGUUCCUGUGUUCCUUGUAUUUUGCUCUCGGCAAAAAAAGAAAACGUUACAGAAGAACUCAUCAAGUAUCCGGUCAUCCUUCCUUACAAGAACAGAUUAUUGACCCUGUGGACGACCACGAUGGUCCACAUGAAUAUACCUUAGUAAAGAAACGACAUCCACCAAGAUCUGCUCCAACAAAAACGAAGAGGGCAAAAAAACAGGGUGUUGGUCGCCCUGCGAAUCGCCGCACCAUUAUUGAUAUUCAUUUAGAAGUCUUAGACGAAUGUCAAAAGGGGGACACCAAACUGGUUCAAGAGGACUUCUUUGAAAUUUUGGUUCAAGAAUUUAUGCGAAGCGAAUUUAUGAAUGAAGAAAAUGUUCCUGAGGAACAGGUCCCAAGUUCAGAUUCCGGGUUUUAG